Molecule: messenger RNA, 1506 nt
Organism: Danio rerio (zebrafish)
Lineage: Eukaryota; Metazoa; Chordata; Actinopteri; Cypriniformes; Danionidae
Gene: clstn2a
Product: calsyntenin 2a
Biological process (GO): homophilic cell-cell adhesion
Cellular component (GO): endoplasmic reticulum membrane; postsynaptic membrane; membrane
Molecular function (GO): calcium ion binding
Source: RefSeq, marked provisional
CAGAUCUGUGAUAAAGAGUGGCAUUACUACGUCAUCAAUGUGGAGUUUCCAUCAGUAACCCUCUUCGUAGACGGAGUGACAUACGAACCAUACCUGGUGACAGACGACUGGCCCAUCCACCCUUCAGAGAUCGAUGUACAGCUGACCGUCGGCGCCUGCUGGCAAGGAGGAGAAGUGACCACUCCAAGGUUUACACAGUAUUUCCGGGGAAGCCUCUCGGGGUUGACUAUCCGACCAGGGAAAAUCGCCACUCAGAAGGUGAUCUCAUGCCUACAGGCGUGCAAGGAAGGUCUCGACAUCAGCUCUCUUGAGAGUUUGGGCAAAGGCAUAAAGUUCCACUUCAACCCGGCUCAGUCGGUGUUGGUCAUGGAGGCGGAUGACUUGGAGAGCAUCAACACAGCCAUGACAAAAGUUUCCUACAUCAACUCUCGACAGUUUCCAACUCCCGGGCUGCGCAAACUUCACAUUACCACAACAGUCCAGUGUUUCGGUGAAGACACUUGCAUCUCCAUUCCAGAGAUCAAGGCGAUGGUGAUGGUUCUUCCGCCAAGUGAGCCUCGGAUCACCAUUGCUGGCGUGGAGCGUCUGGUUUGGCCAUCGGCUCAGCUUCGAGCCCCAGUCGGAGUGGCUCUUUUCAAGGACAUCCACAUCAUUAGUACCGUCACCAAGACUGACGCCACCCUCAGCAUAGCCCGGAGGCCUGGUGUCCUGGAGCUGAUGCAUAACCUGGAUUAUUGCGAUGUGCUGGUGAUCGGUGAAGAGCUGGACCCGGAGCGGGAGAGUCUGGAGAUCCACCACAGCUCUCUCCUGGGCAAACAUCUGGACGCCACCAACUCUACCUCUGGCAUCUCCAUCUAUGGUGUGGACUCCAUGGCACAUUAUGAACAGGCCAUCAGGCAGGUGAGGUACCGUAACUGGAAGCCCGGCGGUCUGUCGGAGAGAAGGUUCCGGCUCAGUUGCUCUGAACUGAAUGGACGCUACACAAGCAAUGAGUUCAACUUGGAGAUUGGAGUAGUUCACAGCUCAGAGGCCGUUGAGCAUGUCAAUCACAUGGCGGUCCAAUCCCAGUUCAUGAGACCUGUGCAUCAUCCAAUGGUGGUUCACACUGUCAACUCCGAUCACAUCUCAGGUACCCCUCCUGCAGCAACAGUGGUAAUUGUAAUGUGCAUAGCUGCCCUGGUGGUCAUUGUGGUCUUGGGCAUCUACCGUAUCCACACCACCCAUCAAGACAGCUCAAAAGAGGAUGAAGAGGAAAGAAAAGACCCGGAGAUGGACUGGGACAACUCCAAUCUUAACAUCACUAGCAUUGAAGGAACUCAGAUUGCAGAGGAGGUGAGAGAGGAAGAGCCAGAGGAAGAUGAGGAUGAAGACGAAGAAGAUGAUGAUUUGGCAGGAGAUCUCUCUAGCGCUGAAUCUGAGGACAGUGAUGAAGAUGAAGAGACUAACAUUCAGAAGGGAAAAGUCAAAGGAAAGCUGGAGUGGGACCCGUCUACGUUACCCUAUUAA